Messenger RNA from Pomacea canaliculata, 2659 nucleotides. RefSeq lists its product as uncharacterized. The record is from RefSeq and is a predicted model, not a curated record. Bases 378 to 2048 code for a protein of 556 amino acids. NCBI's taxonomy places the organism in Eukaryota, Metazoa, Mollusca, Gastropoda, Architaenioglossa, Ampullariidae. The transcript is spliced from 10 exons.
UAGUUUAUGGUUUCCUGUAAUCUUUCUUUUCUAGCAGCAAAACACCACAUUUUUCUCCAAAUACCUGCUUUUUUCUAACCGAAGAUUGAAAGGAGUGGGAAAGAGAGAGGUCGUGUAGGGGUGCAAACUAUAACUGCCAAGAAACACGAUGUGCAAAUGUCCUGUUAUCGUGAUAAGCCUCACGAGACAUUUUAAAUAGAAGAAGGAAGUGAUUUCCAGUCCUGUCCACAGUGUGUCACCACCACUUGAAGUCAGAGGUCGCACGAAUGACAGUUUUGUUGUUCGUGUGGCAGGUGGAUAUGAUUUCAGCAUAGCUGUUCACAUUGCGUUGUUAGUUGUGUUGUCAACAUUUGUAGUUCUUAACAGUGAGACAAGUGAUGGCUGUGUGGAGUCUGUGGAUACUGUGUGGUGUCGCACUACUCGCUGUAAAGGUUGACUCAGCUAUAUACAUUCGUGUUUGUUCUGACGAAAAAAGAACUGUCAUAGAGGACACCAACGUGACUUUCAUUUGUGGCCAAUAUCAAAAUCAGGUAGAAUGGUCUUGGUCUUACCCUAACAACUGGCAAUGGUAUGGAUUUGGUUCCUGCAAUCGCACGGGGUGUAGGCUCUACAACGGAGUUACAUUACCAGUAAAAUUAUCCAAAUUGACUUCAUCCUCUUCAUGGAUUUACGAGAGUCAACUUGACAUCAACGUUGUUACAAGAUACCAAGCAUAUGCUUACCAUUGCCGCGAUACCGACUCAGGGAGAACAGCAACGUGUGGACUACGGUUAAUCGCACCCGCUAUCAUCAGUGGUGACAGUUGCAGUGUGCGGGUCUCAAAGUGGCAGAUAUACGGGACAUGCGCAGUUGAAAGGAUGUACGCGUCAGAUGAUGUUUAUACUUGCAUUUGGCGGAAAAACAAUAAUCAGAUCCAAGAAGGAUUUCAAGAACCCAUAACUUAUUAUACUUUUGGCUCUAGAUCUUACAGAAGAGGAGUUUGCUCCUUUAGUCAAAAUAUGCCUGUUUCCCAGGGCAACUACAACUACAGCAUGGAUAUAGAUCCUGGUUCCCAGAAUUUCUUCUAUAAAACCAUAAACAUAGUUCCUCCUGAUGAACCUAGCCAUGACUGUCCAGAAACUGUUUUUGAGGGUUCUGACAUCACUUGCAAAUGUACCUCUUCAAAUUUAGGAACUCCACCUGCUGAAUUUGCUUGGGAUGGAAUUGGUACUGAUACAUUAUUUCUCCAAGAUAUUCAGCCCAAAAAUACUACCAUAAACUAUUCAUGUCGGCUGAUAUGGGGUCCUGACGGAUAUAUCAACAGUUCAAUUGUUUACACUUUGCGAAUAGCAGAAAACGAAAGAGAAAAGAACACUAAAGGAGGCAUCAUUGGUGGCUGUGUGGCAGCUGUUUUCAUUCUAGCUAUCAUCGGAAUUGUCAUCGCUGUUUACAUCGUUAAAAGGCGGAAAGGAAAGUUUGGAAGAGGAAACAUUAACCUGAGAUUUUGGCAAUGUCUUUGCAAGUUCUUUCAUCAGAAAAAGCCACCAACUAAGCCACCAACUACGCCCUAUGCAGUGGUCAACAAGCCCAAGCCACAGAUUCCCAUCAGGCGUCAGGCGGCUUCUUCCGGCGACCUCUACACUGUCGCUAUGACAACGACAUCUAGUGACCUCAAUGGCGAAUAUGUAACAAUCUGUGAAACUAACGAGGAUGCAAUUUAUGAAAUAAACAGGGAAGGCAAUAACCUGGCGAGCCAAGGCGUGCAGGAAACGACAGAAUGGAGGACUGCAGUCGCGCCGGCAAUGAAAUCCAAACCAAUGACACCAGGAACAAGAAAUAUCAGUGACAUACCAGGCUAUAUGAAUGUCACUGAAGUACCGACUGAUUCUGGUUUGGGUGUCUACCACGUGGUUGCCAGUGCUGUAACGCCUACAGGAUUAAAGCCAGAAAUAUUGAACAAUCAUGAAGCAGGGAUUUCAGAAGAGGAAUACCAUGCCCUACACUUUGAAGAGGAUCGGACUGCACAGGAGGACCAAGCUUCUACCUACCACCAUCUGCAACAUGAAUAAAGUAUAAAAACUAUAUUUAACACUACAGUGCAAACAUUUACUUUAAUAACAAAUAUUCUGCACGAGUGUAAAGUGCAUUUCUAUGAACUGAUUUAAGCAAUAGAUUGAUCACAUUUGAUUUACCCAAAACCACCUUAUGUAGUAACCGAGCGAAAAAAAAAAGUGAACAACGCUCUAGGCUAAUUUAAAGGAUGCUUUUCUUAAAGUUUGCUGCUUCUGACAAUUAUCAAAAGUUAAGUUUCUAUGUUAUGUAUAAACUUAAAUAUAUAUAUAACUACUCUUUCACACUCUAAGGUAAUUUUAUCUAGUGUGUGGAAUUUUUUUUUUUAAGUUUAACAUAUGCAUGUCAAUAUUAUAAUAUCAAAUGUUGUCCUUCAUUUGAAUAUUGUUACUUCUUGCCUUAUAUGGAGUAGUGAAACGCCUAUGAAAUUUUUAAAUCAUAAUAUAAGAUUGUGACAAAAGAUUUUCAUCUAUAUUGAAUGUUUUAACUGUUUGAGUAUUUUUGUUGAGCUAACUGUCAGUUUCUCUUGUAUGUAUCUUACCUGGAAAUUCAUAAAAUACUGAUUGUGAUGUUGGUUUUAAGUAAAAAGCAAAUAAAAUAAUGAAAUCUC